AUGCGUUUUAACGACAGCGCCAUUCUUUUGACCUCGCUCCUGUCUUCGUCUGAUGCCACUGAAGCGAUGCCCCACCCACAAUGCCACUUCAAAAAGGCCUGCCAGGCUCUUGGCCCUAAUGUAUCUUUGUCUUCUCCCACGGCAGUCCUCUCCAAGAAGUUUCGUCAGCGCACCACCAAGACUGCGAGCAAAAGCCUUUCCCAGACCAUCUACUCUUCCACAUUCGACAGUCCAUACCGACACAGCUUUAAGAUGGACGGUUCGCAACAUGUCGACGAGGACCCGCGGCGCGCGGAUGGCGCGCAGGAUGUGCAAAACGCCAGUCCAGCCGUGGCCGCCGCGGCCGCGACGGCCGAGCGAGCAAGGAAGGCAAUCACGGCCGGUGGCAUCAUCACAUCAUAUAUCAUGGCCGAAAUCAACGAUCGCUGGGGUUACGACCCAGCCGACAAGGCCAAGAUGAUCGGCGUGAUUUGCUCGGAUGCGAUGAUGGGGCUGAACAAGGCGCUAAACACGUAUCUGUUCCACCAUCAAGCUGCGGGUGCCGACGCCGUGGGUCAAAUUUGCCGCACCCACCUGGUCAGGGCGGGUGUAGAUCAGGGGGAUGCGGACCUUAUGGUUGGAGAGGUCACCGGCAAAUCGCGGGCGUCGCGAUGCUCCAACGCUAUGCUGGGCUUAAAUGCGGCACUGAACGCGUACCUGCUCCGCGGUAACUCUGCGGCGACAACGCGGUUCUAA
Molecule: messenger RNA, 735 nt
Organism: Gaeumannomyces tritici R3-111a-1
Lineage: Eukaryota; Fungi; Ascomycota; Sordariomycetes; Magnaporthales; Magnaporthaceae
Exons: 4
Coding region: 1-735 (244 amino acids)
Source: RefSeq, a predicted model, not a curated record